Molecule: messenger RNA, 1096 nt
Organism: Myotis davidii
Lineage: Eukaryota; Metazoa; Chordata; Mammalia; Chiroptera; Vespertilionidae
Product: mediator of RNA polymerase II transcription subunit 25-like
Exons: 2
Coding region: 638-994 (118 amino acids)
Source: RefSeq, a predicted model, not a curated record
ACACGGAAACCAUGAAAGGGGACAUGGAAACCAUAAAAUGGGACGUGAAAACCAUACAAAAGGACCCGGAAACCAUGAAAGGGGACAUGGAAACCAUAAAAUGGGACGUGAAAACCAUAAAAGGGGACGUGAAAACCAUAAAAAAGGACACGGAAACCAUGAAAAAGGACGUGGAAACCAUAAAAGGGGACAUGGAAACCAUAAAAGGGGACGUGGAAUCCAUACCAGAGGACAUGGACACCAUAUAAAAGGACACAGAACCAUAAAAGGGGACAUGAAAACCAUAAAAGGGGACAUGGAAACCAUAAAAAAGGACACAGAAACCGUAAAAAAGAACCAGUUCUCAGUGGCCCCUGGUCAGGGCCUGCCCUGCAUUGCACAGCCUGGGUCACCGUCCAUGGUGGGCACGAUAUCCCAAGGUGAGGAGAGUGGCCCUUCACCAGGCCCGCUAGGGGACUUGGCCCUCAGUGAGCAGCAGCCAAUCUCCAAAAAAUCCCUGGCAUGGAGCAGGGUCCUCAAGUGGAAGGAGAAGUUCAAACCAGGCACCGACACCCUACUGAUGUGGUCACUGCCUUGCCAGGUCUACGUGGAUCAUGGUGAGAAACUGAAAACAGACCUGUGACCUCAGAAGCUGAUCAUGAACUUGUUCCCCUCGCAGCUGCUGAUCCCACUGGGCCAUUAUAUCCGGGACUCAAGGAGGGUCCAGUUCUCCUUCACCAACCUGGACCUGGAGUCCCGCAAAAGCCUCUACCGCACGAUAGGCAACGACUGUGGGGGCUUCGUGCACUUUCUCUUCAUGGACCACAGCAAGUUGCACAUAUAUAUGCUCCUGUUGUCCCCCAAGAAGAAGACCUUCAUGGGCCUCAUUCCCUAUGACCAGAAGGGCUUCCUCAACAGAAUGGCGCAGAUUGUGCGGCAGGAGCUCAAGAAAGGUCGUCAGACUUCCACCAUCAAACAAAUGCCCGAGAAUGUUCACCACAGUAUGUAUUCCUAACUGGGGAGAAUGAGAUGUUCUGAAGAAGGCCUGGAGCAGCUGGGGCUGUGAUAACAAAGGACUGCACCGAGGACUUCAAUAACAGAAAUGCAUUCUCUCACC